Messenger RNA from Oncorhynchus masou masou (cherry salmon), 8394 nucleotides. Its product is annotated as leucine-rich repeat transmembrane neuronal protein 4-like. Bases 280 to 2148 code for a protein of 622 amino acids. Lineage: Eukaryota; Metazoa; Chordata; Actinopteri; Salmoniformes; Salmonidae. The transcript is spliced from 3 exons. The record is from RefSeq and is a predicted model, not a curated record. Gene Ontology annotation, cellular component: extracellular matrix. Gene Ontology annotation, molecular function: protein binding.
UUUUACGCGGGAAUUAUGUGCAUGGAUAUGGUAUAAGACUAGAUCGGGAGAAAUGUUCCAUGGUGAAACUACAUGCUUGACACACGGAUACCCCUCUGACUCGCUUAUAUUCCGGGGGCAGCGACGGGAAGGUGCGCGUUGGAAUCGGCGGCUGCGCGAAGCGACUAGGGUCCUGGACUAGAACCGUACCGUCUGAUGAGAGCGCGUGUCAUGCGGACUCAGCUGUCGCGCGCUGUAAGGCUUUAAAACCUGUGGACAGGAGCUGACAGAUAAGCUGAUAUGUCCUCUGCCAUGCGGCGCCGCUGGCUUAUGGUGCCUCUGCUCAUGCAGGUGUGGCUGGCAGCAUCUCCGUCCCUCAGCGAGCGUCCAUGCCCCAAGAGCUGUCGCUGCGAUGGGAAAAUUGUCUACUGUGAGUCCAGCGGUUUUCGCGAUGUGCCCAAGAACCUCUCAGGGGGCUGCCAAGGCCUGUCCUUACGCUACAACAGUCUGGUCAGUCUCAGAGCUGGACAGUUUGUGGGCCUCAACCAGCUCAUCUGGCUCUACUUAGACCACAACUACAUUGCCUCUGUAGACGUACUGGCCUUCCAAGGCGUCCGAAGGCUCAAGGAGCUGAUACUGAGUUCAAACAAGAUCACAAUGCUCCACAACACCACUUUCCACCCUGUACCCAACCUCCGCAACCUGGACCUGUCUUACAACAAACUGGCGUCUCUGCAGCCGGGCCAGUUCCAGGGCCUCCGCAAGCUCCUCAGCCUGCACAUGCGCUCCAACUCCUUGAAAAGCAUUCCUGUGCGUCUGUUCCAGGACUGCAGAAACCUGGAGUUCCUGGACCUGGGCUACAACCGCCUGCGCAGCAUCACACGCAAUGCCUUCUCAGGCCUGCUGAAGCUGACCGAGCUGCACCUGGAGCACAACCAGUUUUCCAAGAUAAACUUUUCCCACUUCCCACGCCUCUACAACCUGCGGGCGCUAUACCUGCAGUGGAACCGCAUCCGCUCCAUGAGCCAGGGCCUCACCUGGACCUGGACCUCCCUGCAGAAGCUGGAUCUGUCUGGCAAUGAUCUGCAAGAGGUGGAUGCUACAGUCUACCAAUGCCUGCCCAACCUUCAAACACUCAAUCUGGAUUCCAACAAGCUGACCAAUGUGUCCCAGGAGACCGUGUCUGCCUGGAUGUCUCUGAUCACCAUCAGCCUGGCGGGGAAUGUGUGGGACUGUGGUCCUGUGGUCUGCCCCCUGGUGGACUGGCUGAGGAACUUCAAGGGGAACAAGGAGAACAACAUGAUCUGUGCUGCCCCCAAGGAAGCGCAGGGAGAGAAGGUCAUGGAUGCUGUUGACACCCAAAGUGUGUGUCGGGAUAAUGCAAUCACACCCCUCACGGCCAGCGCCCCACCCACACCAUCUAAUGACCCAGACCAGACAGAGCGCCGCCCAGUCUACCCCACACCACCCACGCAAGGUGGGGAGAGGGGGGAGGGAUCCAAAGGAGGCCCUACGUCUCCAGCUGUUACCUCGGUUGUGGCGCCACCACCUGAACAGUUUGAGCCUGUGUCCUUUCACAAGAUAGUGGCGGGGAGCGUUGCCCUGUUCUUGUCUGUGGUGAUGAUCCUGUUGGUGAUCUACGUUUCGUGGAAGCGCUAUCCCAGCAGUGUCAAGCAGCUGCAGGAGCACUCGGCCGCAGCUCGUAAGCGUCGGAAAAAAGCCAGAGAGACGGAGCGUACGCUGAGUUCCCCACUGCAGGAGUACUAUGUGGACUACAAGCCCACCAAUUCGGAGGCCAUGGACGUGCUUGUCAAUGGGACUGGCUCCUGCACCUACACCAUCUCAGGCUCCAGGGAAUGCGAGGCCCCGCACCAGAUGGGCGCCCUAACGUACUACCGGUAUGAGCAGCCUAUCGUGGACUACUGCCAAGCCCAUCAGCCCCUGCGGCUCAACAUGGGCUACGAGGGCCCCCCACAGGGCCUGGAGGAUCUGGGGCCACGCGAGAGGGCCACCAUACAGACUGUAGCGCUGCCCACUGUGCCCUCUGCCACCAUGGGGGUGAGGGCCAGGCCCCGCUCACCUCCCUCUAUCCUCAGAGUCCCGUCCGAGGGCACCGGUGGUCCCUUCCCUCCCCCAGAGCGCACCACCACGCUCACCUUUGGACGCUAACAGCUGGAGCGAUAGGCUGUCAGUUGAGGCAGGGUGGGGAUGCCACAGAUCCACCAUGACUCUUGAAUAGAGGGCGAUGGAGCGGAGUGGUUCUUUGGGGGCUUUUUUAGCACAUUGGCAUGGGAAGCCACAAGGGGGCGGAGGUGAGGAUAAGAAAACACAAAAAUAUCCAUUUACAUGGCUAGAUGCCUUUGGCAUCUGGCACCCGGAAUGUGACCAUUAUGAAGGCUGAUGCAUCCUGGGAGUUCUGCUAUCAUCUCUCUUUAUUUUUCCAAACACUUCAAAGUGGCCCUCCUGCUCCCCUCCUCCUGGCUCUUGGGAAACUUGAAACGUGAUGCAACAUGCAUGACACGUUAACAUUAACAUCGCUUUGGUUACAGCUCUGGCCCAUACAGCGACAACAUUGUAGGGUGCCUGCACCAGGGAAUGGAUAAUGACAGUUCUUUCACGCUGUGUUUGGAGUGAAAAAGGAAUGUGCAAUAAACAAGGUUUCUGGAGGAAAAUGAAAUGAGGGAGAUAUAAAGAAAGAGAAACAUCAUGCUACAAAAUCAUGUUUACCAGAGCUCAAAGGCUUGCUGUUACUCCCAUUAAAAUUGCCAGUCAGCGGCCAUAAUGCUAUCUAAUGGGAAUCAUUAUUUCAUUAAAAUGAGCUAAUUUUUCUGAACAGGAGAAUGACGUGGCGAGGGAGAAGAAGUGGAGCAUUGUAUGAUUUCCAUGGAGGUCACAGUCUCAUGCUAAGUUCUAUUCAUGUGCUCAUGUCAUACCAAAGAUGUGUUAUUUUAGAUGUACAUACUAGCAUUUGUUUUCUUUAUACUUUUUGUUUCUGAAAACAUCCAAACUGGUACACAUUAAAAACACGCUUUGGAUGGUUGACUUUUUAUACAUGUACGUCUGCCACCUGUAUACAGACGUGUACAACCAAACCACAUGAUAUCGUCUACGCAGGCUGCCGAGGCCUGUGUCUGUAAAUGGUUGCGGAGCCUACUCAGUUUGCCAAGUUGUCAUUACAAAAAGAUCAUUUGAUGUAGUCCGAUCUAUAGGUAAAAUAUAGCAAGCAUGUGUAAUGGCUUGUCGAGAUUUGGCAGCUGGCUGGAAUUGGCCCACCAUGUAUUAUACUCUCUAUGAUCCGGGGAAUUCAUGGGUUGAUAUCUAUCUCAUUAAAUCCUUUAAAUGGAAUAGCUGGAAGUGAAGUAUUAGGGCAGAAUGAAGCUCUUUAAAAUGCCAAUGCUUUGCGAUGCUCAGUUUGAUCAAAUUGGGCAAAGCAGUUAACAAGGAUGUCUGCAGGUCCUUCGAGGGACGUCAACUGAAGGUUGAAUCACUUACCACCUGUAAAGGCCUAGCAAGCCAUUUUACAUAUUUGAUUUCUCAAAGCAAUGCUUAAUUUUCUUGUAACUGUUUGUGAGGUGACCGGUAGGUUGGUAUUUUGGUGGGUUGGUGAUGUACUGCUCUUGUGCUGCGCACUACUCCCUCAGAGACAGUGCAGACACAGAGCCCAGUGCCUCGUGGGGGCUUGUUGGACUGGCUGACACGUUGAUGUUCCUUCGACCUCCAGAUGAACUCACUGACUGUGGUGAACUGCCACUGGGGGAUGGAUAUUGCCUGUUAACAACACAGCCAUUUGCCAGCCAGUGUGCCUGACAGUGUUCGGACUCUAACCAGAUGAAUGUGGACACUCUCUCUGUCACCCAUGGCCACUAUUGGACAUCCUUAACCAUUGAUUGAUGGACUUGAUGAUGGACUUGAACAUUUGUUGUGGUUGCUUUCAACCGGCAUCCCCCACCCUUCAAUACUCCCCAUGUCCAAAUAACAACAUGCUAUGGUCAUUUUUGUAUCUGUCUGGAUAAUUGUCUGUGGUCAUCACUUGCCUGCCACAGGAGAAGGUAAGGGCCGGGAUAUGGAUUGGAAAGGGGGGGUAUGCUUUUGUGAUGUUUCUUGACCUGGGAGCAACAGUGAUACUUUUUGAGAUGAUCAAAGAUGUCAAGAAAUUCUAUAAAAUACUCAAUCAAAAGGACAAAAUCCACCUGGACUUAUGUGUCUUGUAAAUAUAGAAAAAAGUUACAUAUUUCACUUCUUCUGAAACACAAACUGCUUGUGGCCAGAAGAGGAGCCUUAUCCACGAACCAGUGUGAGGAAGGGAGUCUGUCCUGAAGAUGGCUUUGGGAGGGAGGUGAUGAUUCCCACCAUUUGCUCUGCUCUCCUUGUUUUAAUGAUGAAUAUGUUUCUAACUGCUCCCACAUCCCUCCAUCACAUCCCUCCAUCCCAUUCCUCCAUCACGUCCCUCCAUCACGUCCCUCCAUCACGUCCCUCCAUCACGUCCCUCCACCACGUCCCUCCAUCAUGUCCCUCCACCACGUCCCUCCACCAAGUCACCAUUCUUGCAGAGAUAGUCUAUCACUGAGGUUAUUACUCAUUUCUCAUGGUCACACCCCCUACCAGAACCACACAUGAUAGGGACAUUGGAAACCCUAACAUAAUGAUUUGAAGUGUCAAUCAUUUGAAGUGUCUGGCCUGUAGUAGAGUAUUUUUCAUAGCAAGCUUCAAAUAAGUCGCGGUUACUAUUAUUAUUACUUCAUUCUCACCCCCAUGUUCUUUGUACAAGUCAUUCUUUCGACACAAGUUAUUUUGAAAAGUUUUUGUUGUUGUGCCAUGAUAACUUUUUUUUUUCAUUUAAUAAUUUACCAACCCCUAAGCAAACACAGAAAUAAUGCUCUUAUAAUGAUAUCAUGAUCUAGAAGUUUUUUCAGAUAUGCCCCACAUAUUACAUAAAAACUGUCGGUUUACUCAAAAUGGUUUCUGACUGCAGUACUGGUUUGAGUUGAAAUUGUAAUAAAUGUUGAGCAAAUGUCUCACUCUCAGUUCUAUCAACAUCUUGCCUUACUCUUUAUAACUCCCCUGCCCCCUGCCAUCUCCCUGGCCUGGAUCUCAUAACUCCCCUGCCCCCUGCCAUCAACCUGGGGUGGAUCUCAUAACUCCCCUGCCAUCUCCCUGGCCUGGAUCUCGUAACUCCCCUGCCAUCAACCUGGCCUGGAUCUGAUACCUCCCCUGCCCCCUGCCAUCAACCUGACCUGGAUCUGACACCUCCCCUGCCCCCUGCCAUCUCCCUGGCCUGGAUAUCAUAACUCCCCUGCCCCCUGCCUUCUCCCUGGCCUGGAUCUCAUAACUCCCUUGCCCCCUGCCAUCAACCUGGGGUGGAUCUCAUAACUCCCCUGCCAUCUCCCUGGCCUGGAUCUCGUAACUCCCCUGCCCCCUACCAUCUCCCUGGCCUGAAUCUGAUACCACCCCUACCCCCUGCCAUCUCCCUGGCCUGGAUCUCAUAACUCCCCUGCCAUCUCCCUGGCCUGGAUCUCAUAACUCCCCUGCCAUCUCCCUGGCCUGGAUCUCUUAACUCCCCUGCCAUCUCCCUGGCCUGGAUCUCUUAACUCCCCUGCCAUCUCCCUGGCCUGGAUCUCUUAACUCCCCUGCCAUCUCCCUGGCCUGGAUCUCUUAACUCCCCUGCCAUCUCCCUGGCCUGGAUCUCUUAACUCCCCUGCCCCCUGCCAUCUCCCUGGCCUCGAUCUGAUACCUCCCCUGCCCCCUGCAAUCUCCCUGGCCUGGAUCUGAUACCUCCCCUGUCCCCUGCCAUCUCCCUGGCCUGGAUCUGAUACCUCCCCUGCCAUCUCCUUGGCCUGGAUCUCUUAACUCCCCUGCCAUCAACCUGGCCUGGAUCUGAUACCUCCCCUGCCCCUGCCAUCAACCUGGCCUGGAUCUGAUACCUCCCCUGCCCCCUGCCAUCUCCCUGGCCUGGAUCUGAUACCUCCCCUGCCCCCUGCCAUCAACCUGACCUGGAUCUGAUACCUCCCCUGCCCCCUGCCAUCAACCUGACCUGGAUCUGAUACCUCCCCUGCCAUCAACCUGGCCUGGAUCUGAUACCUCCCCUGCCCCCUGCCAUCUCCCUGGCCUGGAUCUCAUGUCUGUUUUUGGUGACUUUGGUGAACCUGUUUUUAUAACAUUCUAAUUAUUUCCCGCAUGCUGACUAUUAGGGAAACCACAUCCUGAUAUGAGGGUGUGCACUGAACUAGAAACAUAAAGUAUGGAGAAUCUUUCCUGUUUAACAUGCCCUAGAACCACAAAGACAUGUUUUCACACAUACACACACACACACACACACACACACACACACACACACACACACACACACUGGUCACUUUGGUUUCUCUCAAGCAAGCUUUUCACUGAGCCCUCCAUAGCCAUUCCUCUCCAGAGUAGAUUGCUCUAGCACAAUGGGCCCUCCAUUCUCCAUGCAGUCUGUAUGCAUAUUGCAGAGAGAGAGGCUUUUGUUGGAUGAGCUUAUACCCCAGAGAGAGGCUUUCCUCUUCUAUCCUGGUAAUACGUUUCUAGACCAGUCUUCAUUAUUUAGUUUUCUUCAUCAAUAUUUUUCCUUGAGCAGUAAUCUCUUAACAGCAGUCCAACAGCGUUCAAAGCGAUUUCACCCCAAUAUGUAAUUGAAAGGUGAAAUUAACACAUUGUGAUCACAAUUAAAUUAGUGGCUAAUAAGUAAUCGGUUUACCAUUGUCUACAUCCAUGAUCAGCACUAACUAGUAUUUUGGCCCAUUUUUCUUAUGCCGUACUGUAUGGGGGCUUUCAGCACCGGGACUGAACUUCAGGAACAUCUGUGCUAGCCCAGAUUUCCUCUGCUUUGUUUAUUUUGGUUCUGUUUUCCCCUCUACCCCCACCCUCUGAGUCUGGGCUCAAAUCUCUGCUGGGAACAGAUUUUGCUGAAGGGGGCUGAAUGAAGUGUUGCAGGGAAGCCUUUCAUAUUUCCUUGUUUAUGCUCAGAGGAAUGGUUAAAUGCAAAUCGCUAGGGGGAAUGGGGAGGGGGGGGAGAACAGAAAUUAAGGAAAGGGGUAAGAACAAGGGGAUUGUACUGUAUUUGGUUUAAACAAAGGUUCCAUGUCCCAUGCACACCAGGGGAUGCUAUCCUAACACCUUGCUACACAUUGAUAGUAAACAUGUAGGAGGCGGCACACAGACACCUGCCUAUCUCUUAAAUCCUUCCACACCUUGGCUGUGUGCAGUCUUAUCACGCCUGGUGCACAUGGCUGAGGAUGCAGUGAGCAGUCUCAUCAUUGUACUCUGCAACUUCCCCACAGGGCCUAACAUCUGCUGCUGAUGUACCAUGGCUUUUGUUGCCCAGGCUCUGACACUGCUGGUGCACACCAAGUUUGUGGUGUCUUAAACCUGGCCCAUCUCACCAUGGCUCCGGACUCUGCAGCACCUCAGCCUCCCUGCCAUCAACACAACACAUCCCCCAUCGAGUUCACCUGAGGCCAACCACAGAGCUUCAAUGUUGUGUUCUAAGUGAUCAAUAGAUUUGAAAAAUGUAUUCCCAGCCAGAUGUGGUUUUGGGUCGUCUUUUCUAGUCCCUCCCAUCCAUCUCUGAGACCAACACUGGGGUGUUAUGCAGUUACAGUAGAGGGCCUCUAUAGGGCCCAGAGCAUGUGGAGACCUGAGGCACACAGGACAGUAGGAGGAGCUCUUACAUCCCUGUAAUUCCCCUGAAUCAAUGUCCCAUUACGGAUGUUCAGGCCAGUCUUUUACCUCCCCAUUGAUUUCUAUUGUUCCAUGCUGUUACAUAUUAGUUGUAAGUCUUUAACCUUAAUCCCUAUUGUCUUGACCCUGGUUUGUAACCAUCGCUUAUGCCAAAGGGCCGAGUAAAAUCUAAGAAUAACCAUUAAGCUCUGUCAGAGAAACAGGCAAUAUUUUGGUCUGACAAAGCAUGUUUGCACCCCUAAUUGGAUUUCUGUUAACAGAAAACAAGGAACACUACUUUCAUAUAGACUCCAUUUUACUGCCACGGUCAAUGUAGAGAUGUGAACGUAUAGUAAAACUGACAGAAAACAAUAUUAUCAUAUUAUUUUUCUCCUUGCCUGCUCCAAGCUUCUCCACACUCUCCCAUCCCACCAAUAUCAUCUUAUUAUUUCCCUGAUAUUUCCAUGGGAAUUCCUGCUUUUCCCUCUCAUCCAUCUCCUAAGGAGGGCAUUGAUUUCUGUGGGAUGUAAAUAUACGCUGCAUUGUUUUCUUCUGUAGUUGGUUUGUUGUUGUUUGGGUUUUUAUAUUUUAUUUUUAUGUACUCAGACCUAAAGCGGUUUUGUGGAGACCUGGUCCAAACGCAAAAUAUGGCUCUUUCGUUGAGUAUAUUAUUGUCAGAAAAUGUUUUGUAAAAAUUUUGAUGACGAAAUCUAAAAUAAAUACAUUUAAAGAUUAAAA